Brassica oleracea var. oleracea is the source of this 1602-nucleotide messenger RNA. RefSeq lists its product as uncharacterized. Gene Ontology annotation, cellular component: peroxisome. Gene Ontology annotation, biological process: regulation of gene expression. The record is from RefSeq and is a predicted model, not a curated record. Bases 152 to 1492 code for a protein of 446 amino acids. The transcript is spliced from 5 exons. Lineage: Eukaryota; Viridiplantae; Streptophyta; Magnoliopsida; Brassicales; Brassicaceae.
CGUAAAGGCAUAUCUUAUCUCUCAGCUCAGCUAGAGCCUCUCUCUCUCUCUCCCUCUCUCUCUCUCUCUCUCUCAUCCGUCCGUGAAGAAAAGCAUCCAAAGCAGCUAGAAGGAAGGUCUCUCCAAUUCCCAUCGCCAUCUCCGCAGAACCAUGGGCGAAGACGAUACCAUCGGUUUUGAGGCCUUGAGGCAGACGCUCGUGUACUGGAACAUAGAUGACUACCCAAUCCCUACCGAUGAUCUUGAUCCUGUUUUUGGCGAUAUCUUAAAAGCUCUUCAUGUAAUGGGCUUUCGUAAUGGGUAUAUAGACGUGUAUCUGUAUUCUGAGCAAAUCAACUGCGAGGCCAUAGUAACUAAUGACUUCUUAGGCCAAGGCGAGUAUUAUUGUGCUUUUGGUUACAAAGUGCUCGAUAUCACUUUGUAUAUGAUUCGUCGCGCAACGUGUAUUGGACCAGGACCAGUGAAUUAUUUUGUAAUUGCAAAACCAAAAAGGGAGUUACAUAGGGUUCUGCAGUGUUUGAAAUCGAGGCGUCACAAUGUUCUUCUAGUAAAGCCGCCGCCCCCUGGUGAAAAGUUUCUCUUUAGUGUAGACUCUCUACUUGAGAAUGCUCGAUUUUUAGGUGGAGGAAAGCCUAGAUUCAAAGAAUUAUAUGCUUCUCAUGCGUCUGAGUAUGAUAUCUCCUUUGAAAAGUAUGUAGAGAUCAAAGAAGAUGUCUCCAAGAUGGUAGAUUUCUCCGAGCGUAUCCCAACCGUCAGAGGGCCUAGGACAGCCGUCUUCUGGGACGCCGUGGAUUGCCCUUUCCCUCCUUCUUCCUCUCCUGAUGCGAUCUACCACUCUAUCUCAUCAGCUCUUGCUGAAAGGUGUUUUAGUGAUAAUAUUACUGUCUGGGCCUAUCUUGAUGAUGAUGCUGACAAGAAAGGGUCUGCCUUACUGGGUGGUGACAAGACGUGGGCUUCCAGAAUCUACUUUCUUCCCGGAGGGGAUAAAGCCUCGAGACGUAUCAGAAUGUUAAAUGACAUGUUUUUAUGGGCAAGGGACUCUCCUCGGGGCAUGCGUUAUGAAGCUAGUUUGGUCCUGUUCGCAGAUCAGUUCAUAGGUGCCCGCGGCUACUACACCGAUAUGCUUCGACGAUUGGAUGCCAUGUAUUACGAUCUUCUCUUUGUCACGCCGACUCUGCACAUCAACAACCCCGAAAGCCCUCAGUGGCCUGGAUUGCUUAUAGAUAGAGGCGCAUCCUAUUUUGCUUUUGAAGAACCUCCUAGCCCCAAAAUGCAUGAAGCCCAUGCCGCCGCUGAAGAAGAAACUCUUAACACGCAUGGCAAUCCUCUCUUGGAAACUGAGGACAUCAAGAAAUCACAAAGCCCUGAAUUGCAAGCAGGAUUGCUAAUAGAUGGAGGACGAGGCUGUGAAAGCUCUGAGAAAGGAACACCUAAGAGGAUUGCCCUGUCUCCCUUGGAACCUAAUACUUGUUACGGCCGAAGGACAAACUAAACGUGUUGGAUAUGUAAUGUGUUGAGAUCGUUUUUUUAGUAUAAACCUCUGGAAACUUAGUAUCUUGAUUUUAAACUAUAAAUGUCAUGAGAGGUACAAGUCAGUUCUUA